AUGUCUAUAUCCACUCAAUUCACCAUUAAACCUGUUCACUCGAGCAAUAAGCUCUACAAUAAUGAUGAUUUGAGUAGUGAUGAUGAGAAUAACCCCACUGUAGCCACCACCAUUCGACUCUGUGAUAAGUCCCCAGCACAACAGACGGUCUACGAUCCAUCCGAAACCACCACCGUGACCAUCCAUCCUGCUCAUCUUUCCACUCCUCUUGCCACUUCUGACAACAAAACGCGUACUGAUAAGGUCAUACUUGACAAGGUGUCAGGUUCUAUCGAUAACGCCGAUGAUGAUAAUGAUGACGAUAGUUGUGACGAUAUUAUCAGUGAUGUUAGCGUCAGUCUAUCAGCUAAACUUAUUUCGCAUAUUACUACCCCAAAAGUAACGAACAGCAGCAACAGCAAAGCCUUUGAAAACAGUGCACAGGACGAUGCUAAUGUUUCAGCCUCACUCGUUUUGGUCAAUAAGAAAAUUCCAGUGAGCGCAGGAUCCAAUGCAAUUUCGGCCACAUCAUCGUCGUGUUAUUAUUGUGAGUUCUUCAAUAAUUUUUCCUUGGAUGAUCACCACGCACUACUUCGAUCGUUUCCUUGA
Anisakis simplex (herring worm) is the source of this 588-nucleotide messenger RNA. The record is from the annotation of a GenBank genome assembly. Lineage: Eukaryota; Metazoa; Nematoda; Chromadorea; Rhabditida; Anisakidae.